GGGGUUGAAAAGAGGGUGGCAGACCUGCAGAACGUGAGACAGACAGAGAGCAGCAGCAGAGACAAACACAACACUUACUGACUGGGACUUUGAUACACAACACUCACACAUAGAGAAACAAACGGGUAACAAACCUGAAACUUCACUCAUUCACCUCUGCAUACAUUCCUCUCUCAAACACACACCCAGGCGGCGGCAGCAGCAUGUUUCAGUGGAGGCUCCCCCAGGCAGUGUGCGUGCUGUCAGUGUGUGCGUGCCUCGCUCUCGCCUAUGAGGAUGAUAUCGAGGUCAACUACGCUGACACCUACUACAAUGAAAUCACAGAGGGAGAAACGCCAGAACCCACACCAAGUUCAGCCCCCUGCAGUUCUCCGGACCUGACAAAAUGGGACAAAAUGUUCUCGAUGUUGGAGAACAGUCAGAUGAGAGAGAACAUGCUGCUUCAGUACGCAGAUGAUAUCAUAAAGGUGGAGAUGGGAUCGCUGCGCAGUGAAAUGUUAAGGUUUGUGGCCCAGUAUGGAGGCUCCUGUGGCACUGCGGUGGAAACAGCAGGAAGAAGAAUGGCCUUGCAGCUGGAGGGUCGUCUCAGAGACACUCUGGAGCGCUUCAAGGUUGGAGAUCGUACGUCUGCUGCCGGGAAUUCUGUCGGGAGUUCCAACCACCUGGAGGCGAUGCUACAGCAGCUCCUCUCCACAGCACGAACACAAGUGUCCCGACUUGCCAAGCUGGAGACCAGCUGCCUCAGCAGCACAGGAGCUGGGAUGGGGACGAAUACCAAGACAGGAUUUCAGCUUCCAGGCGGUGGAAGGGCUGGGCUCAGGGAGCAAGAGGUCACAACACGAGAAGCCGCUUUAGACAGUGUGCUGGCAGCGCUGCAGGAGAUGAAGGGGGAGCUGGGGGAGGUGGUGAGGUCAUCGAGGCAAAGACACCUGCCUGCAGGUUGUGAGAUGGCCCUCCUCUUCCCCAUGCGUUCCCGUCGAAUCUACACCUCCGUCAUACCAGAUGUUCCCCUCUCCCUGUCCUCUUUCACUGUCUGCAUGUGGGUGAAGCCAACCACCGUGUCUAACAAAACCGUGCUGUUCUCUUAUGGAAACCGCCACAACCCAUAUGAAAUCCAGCUGCUGCUUGCCCAAACCUCUGCCCUCUUCACCAUUGGAGGAGAGGCUCACUUGGUGGAGGCGCGAGGUGUGGUCAACCCAGGACAGUGGAUCCACUUGUGCGGGGCUUGGUCCUCCAAGCAGGGCCUGGCGUCCCUGUGGGCAGGCGGUAAAAAGGUGGCCUCCACACCCGGAGUGGCCGAGGGACACGUCUUACCUGAGGGAGGCUCACUCCAGCUGGGGCAGGAGAGAAACGGCUGCUGCCCCACGUCUUCAAGUAGCGGCGUGGCAGGGUUUGAAGGAGGGUUCGAUCCUAAGCUGGCGUUCGCUGGAAAGAUGACUGGGGUGAACAUGUGGGACAGGGUGCUGUCAGAGGAGGACAUUUCCCAGCUGGCUUUGCAGGAAGGCCAGGGCUGCCAGCAGAUGGGGAGCGCGGUGGCGUGGGGUGUGACGGAGAUGGUGCCACAUGGAGGCGCUCAGUUCAUCAACUGAUUCAUCAUCAUCAUUAUCAUCGUCAUAGAGGAAAUCGCCAUCAGCAUCAUCAUAAUCGUCAACGUCAUGAAAAUCCGCAACAGAUUUAAUCCUAACACUGAGGAGAUGUGCAACUGCUUUUAUCAUCUUUGCUCCUCUAAUAGAUACAGUUUUAAAAUAAUUUGGUAUUAUAAAGACUUUCCUGCUCAUCUCCAUUGUCAUCAUGAAUGCUAAUGCUGCAAUGAACUCUACUGGACAUGCUCAAAUGAGAGAAAGCCAAUUGCUGUGAGAGACUGAAGUUUAUUUUUGUAACCUAACCUUUUGAACUGAGGCUGUAACACACACAUUCACACUCGCACUGACGGACAUCAGCUUAGAAAACUUGUAACGUAGCAGAAAACGUGAUGCAAGCAGCAUUUACCAAAGACUUAAUUAGAGUACAAGAGAGACAAAGACUCUAUUGUCAAAGUGAACGGGUUCUGAGCCAGUAAACAGAGUAAUCACCAGACAGCCAUGGAGGAGAGGUAAAUAAGAGGUCAUGGACAACUACAAGAGAUUAUCAUGUAAUUGUAGAUUCUUGGCAAUUGCAGUUAUUUAAAAUAUCAAUGCAAAAUCUGUUUCCCCUUUGAAUUUUACCAUAUAAAUAUAGUUAGUUGCUCUGCUACCAUUGCAGUCUUGUAGGAACAAUCAUUAGCAAUGUCAUCAUUCAACAUUACAACUGAAGGCAUCACACUAAUGUGUUUAUGAUGUAUUUUAAUGUCAUGUGCAGAACAACAUAUGAUGUGUGGAAUUCUUACGUGACUGAAAACUGCUGUACUUGCUUUCAUUUUAAGCAUGGCCAACUAGCAACUCUAGAAAAGAUUUUAGCAACUUAUUAUUUUAUUGUUAUCUUCUUGAAUUUGUGAAAGCUUUUAAAGCGUUUUUUUUAAAAGAUCUUACAUUUCUAAACUUGUACUCAUCAUAGUGUUUACAUUCGUAUGAGUUAUAUAAUUCCAAGUCUGUGUUGUUAGGUUUUUUUUGUCAGUAGUUUUCAUUUAUUUCUAGGGUAAUGUUUGUGUGUAUUCAUUUUUGAUACUGCAUAAAGUAAUAAGAGUGUUAUAUUUGUCAUGUGAGAUUGACAUUGUUGAAUUUGAUACAAGAAAGUGAGGACAAUGUUUACACAAUCUAAUCUUUUAUGGACUAAGUUGUCAUGUAUUAUAAUGUAAAUUACUUGUGUUCUUGUGAAAAGGUGAAAUUGAAUGUAUUUUGUACAUAAAUUUAUUUUGCAUAACAUGACUGGAUGAAUGGAGAGUGAGGUAUGAAUAAAAAUGUCAAGUUAUAGUAACCACAUUGCUGGAUAA
Stegastes partitus (bicolor damselfish) is the source of this 2908-nucleotide messenger RNA. RefSeq names its product pentraxin 3, long a (gene ptx3a). Gene Ontology annotation, biological process: innate immune response. The transcript has 4 exons. Lineage: Eukaryota; Metazoa; Chordata; Actinopteri; Pomacentridae. The record is from RefSeq and is a predicted model, not a curated record. Gene Ontology annotation, molecular function: complement component C1q complex binding. Bases 204 to 1589 code for a protein of 461 amino acids.